AUGCUCACCACCAAAUGUCUCUCUCGCGCCGCACUUCGAGCUCCCCACACCCCGCAGUCAUGUAGGAAUAUUGCCAGCAAGGCAUCACGGCCUCGAGUACGAACAGCAGCACACCCAUAUGCCCAGCGCCGACAACAGCAUUUUGUCCGAUCAGUCGCCACAGUCACGGCCCUCUGGGCGACAGCCAGCGCACUGCAGUGGUGCAACAACGGUGAAACGAUUAUACGCGAAGCCCAUGCCGAGGAACCCGAAAAAGACGAGGUCCAACUCACCUUUGAAACACCCCGACGGCAGCCCACGUCGAGCGAUGACAACAGAAACAUCAUCAGUUCACAGCACUUGCAGGUCAUCAAAAGUUGGGAGAAUCCAGGUGUUUAUGCCUGGGGAUCCAAUGCUGGCAAGGCAGUUGCGCCCGACUCGGAUGAAAAGUACAUCAAGACUCCACGACGGAUACACUGGUUCGACGGCAAGCUGCUGCGGGAUAUCAAGCUGGAUCGCAACUUUGGCGCCGCCAUUGACGAAAAGGGAGAUUUACUCCAGUGGGGUCUCGCAUUCUCACAAGACGUCAAUGAGCCUACCAAGACACUGAGAGGGCAGAAUUUGAAGUCGCUGGCCAUUUCCAAAGACCGCAUCAUUGCGCUUAGCUCAAGCGGCCAGGUGUACUCGAUACCCGUCUCGCAAACAGAACAAAAUGAGGGCCCAAAACCCGAAUCAAAGUCAUGGAUACCAUUUUGGGGCGGCUCAAAUCACCUCUCGUACCGCAUCCGCACACCUGAGAAUCUAGGCUGGAGCGAGAAGGUGACGGCCAUAUCCUCUGGCCUCGAGCAUGCUCUCAUGCUCACCUCGACCGGCCGCGUUUUCUCCUUUGCUUCCGGCUCCCAAGACUUCCCCAGCAAAGGCCAACUCGGGAUCCCAGGUCUGACAUGGGCAACCCGACCUCCCGGCGCAUUCGAUAUCCCUCACGAAAUCACCACACUCAAGGGCUUCCCCAUCAGCAAGAUCGCAACUGGCGACUACCACAGCCUCGUCUGUGACACCGCCGGACGCGCCUUCACAUUCGGUGACAACACCUCUGGGCAACUCGGCUUUCCUUUCAACGCCGAGGCCCCCUAUGUCGACGCACCUUCACUCCUUCCCACACAGCGUUUCUACACCGGCGCACAAGGGAAAGUGACCAACGUCUUCGCCGGUGGAAACACGUCUUACCUCGCCACUGAAUCCACAAAGCCCGACACCGGCCGCAUAACAGCAGACACCUGGUCCUUUGGCUUCGGCCUCACCGGCCAACUAGGCGUAGGCCGCUGGAUCCACGCUCAACCCGAUCCCACCAAGAUCCCCACCUUUUCCGGCCUCUUCGAAUGGGACGAGGCCAAGCACACCGCCAUCCCCAUCCGCCUCAACACCAUCUCCGUAGGCGCAACCCACGCCGCUGCCAUUCUUGACAACGUCGCCAGCGUCGCCGUCUCCGGCAAAUCCCGCUCCCUCACCGAAAACGACACCAACUGGGGACGCGACAUUUUGUUCUGGGGCAACAACGAAUACUAUCAGAUUGGCACCGGUAAACGCAGUAAUCUGGCUACGCCCGCCUACAUUCAGCCCCUCGAUCAAGCGGCGGAGAAUGAGCGCGCGGCUAGUGUGACUACUGCUGCUGGCGGCGUGGGGCAGAGGAGAGAAAAGGAAAUGCACAGGUUUCAGAUUACACCGAGGAAUAGGGUCAAGGUUGGUGGGCGAACGGUGGAUUUGGAACAAAAGGUGGAAUGUGGGAGGGGAUGUACGGCUGUUUAUUCUGCUGCUGUAUGA
Plenodomus lingam JN3 is the source of this 1800-nucleotide messenger RNA. RefSeq lists its product as uncharacterized. Gene Ontology annotation, cellular component: mitochondrial inner membrane. Lineage: Eukaryota; Fungi; Ascomycota; Dothideomycetes; Pleosporales; Leptosphaeriaceae. The record is from RefSeq and is a predicted model, not a curated record. Gene Ontology annotation, biological process: mitochondrial respiratory chain complex III assembly.